Messenger RNA from Boleophthalmus pectinirostris (great blue-spotted mudskipper), 5238 nucleotides. RefSeq names its product ribosomal protein S6 kinase a, like (gene rps6kal). Gene Ontology annotation, molecular function: ribosomal protein S6 kinase activity; magnesium ion binding; ATP binding. Lineage: Eukaryota; Metazoa; Chordata; Actinopteri; Gobiiformes; Gobiidae. Gene Ontology annotation, biological process: protein phosphorylation. The record is from RefSeq and is a predicted model, not a curated record. Bases 27 to 2165 code for a protein of 712 amino acids. The transcript is spliced from 21 exons.
GCACACAGGUCAAUGGACAUCAGAUCAUGGACGAGCCCAUGGAGGAGGGAGAGUCUUUCACGCACUGUGAUGAAGGUGCUUAUAAGGAGAUUCCUAUCACCCAUCAUGUGAAAGAGGGCUGUGAAAAGGCUGAUCCAUCUCAGUUUGAACUUCUUAAAGUGCUUGGCCAGGGUUCAUUUGGCAAGGUGUUUCUUGUCCGGAAGAUUAUAGGUCCAGAUGCUGGUCAAUUAUAUGCAAUGAAAGUUUUAAAAAAGGCAUCAUUGAAAGUCAGGGAUAGAGUUCGCACUAAAAUGGAAAGAGACAUUUUAGUGGAAGUCAAUCAUCCCUUCAUCGUGAAGUUGCACUACGCCUUUCAGACCGAAGGGAAACUAUAUCUAAUACUGGACUUUCUCAGGGGAGGGGAUGUAUUCACUCGUUUAUCCAAAGAGGUUAUGUUUACAGAAGAAGAUGUGAAAUUCUACCUUGCAGAGCUGGCCCUGGCCCUCGACCACCUGCACAAUCUGGGCAUAGUUUACAGAGACCUCAAGCCAGAGAACAUCUUACUUGAUGAAGCUGGACAUAUAAAAUUAACAGACUUUGGUUUGAGUAAAGAGUCAGUGGAUGCUGAUAAGAAGGCCUAUUCUUUCUGUGGUACUGUGGAGUAUAUGGCCCCUGAGGUGGUCAACAGGAGAGGUCACACACAGAGCGCAGACUGGUGGUCACUGGGAGUACUGAUGUUUGAGAUGUUAACGGGGACAUUACCAUUCCAAGGGAAAGACCGCAAUGAGACGAUGAACAUGAUUCUCAAGGCUAAGUUGGGAAUGCCCCAGUUCCUCAGUUUAGAGGCCCAGAGUUUGUUAAGAAUGCUGUUCAAAAGAAACCCUGCAAAUAGGUUAGGGGCUGGUCCAGAUGGCGUGGAGGAGAUCAAACGGCACGCUUUCUUCUCCACCAUCGACUGGAACAAACUGUACAGAAGAGAGCUUCAGCCUCCAUUCAAGCCUGCAGCUGGGAAACCAGAUGAUACUUUCUGCUUUGACCCAGAGUUCACUGCAAAAACCCCUAAAGACUCCCCAGGUAUACCUCCCAGUGCAAACGCUCACCAGCUCUUCAAAGGCUUCAGUUUUGUGGCUCCGACUCCGAUGGACGAGAACAAGAGCUCACCACUGCUUAGCAUUCUGCCCAUCGUCCAGAUGCACGGAGGUUCAGCAAAAUUCUCGGACCUUUACGAGCUACAAGAGGACAUAGGAGUUGGGUCGUACUCGAUCUGUAAACGCUGUGUUCACAGAGUGUCUGCCAUGGAUUACGCUGUGAAGAUCAUUGACAAAAGUAAAAGAGACCCCUCGGAGGAGAUUGAAAUCCUGAUGCGAUACGGGCAGCAUCCGAACAUCAUCACGUUGAAAGACGUGUACGACGAGGGCCGGUACGUUUACCUGGUGACGGAGCUGAUGAAGGGCGGAGAGCUGCUUGACAGAAUCCUCAGACAGAAGUUCUUCUCUGAGCGAGAGGCCAGCGCUGUGCUCUACACCAUCACCAAGACAGUUGACUACCUCCACUGCCAAGGGGUGGUGCACAGAGACUUGAAACCGAGUAACAUCCUUUACAUGGACGACUCUGGGAAUCCCGACUCGAUACGAAUCUGUGACUUUGGUUUUGCCAAACAGCUCCGAGGAGGAAAUGGGCUGCUGCUCACACCCUGCUACACUGCCAACUUUGUGGCACCAGAGGUACUAAUGCGGCAAGGUUAUGACGCAGCCUGUGACAUAUGGAGUUUGGGAGUUCUACUGUACACAAUGCUGGCGGGGUACACGCCGUUUGCAAAUGGGCCAAAUGACACACCAGAGGAGAUCUUACUCCGAAUAGGAUCUGGCAAGUUUUCUUUGACGGGUGGAAACUGGGAUACUGUCUCAGACUCUUCAAAGGACCUCCUGUCUCACAUGCUGCACGUGGACCCCCAUCAGCGGUACACAGCCGAGCAGGUGCUCAAACAUUCCUGGAUCACCUGCAGAGACACACUACCGCACUUCCAGCUCACGAGACACGACGCACCGCAUUUAGUCAAGGGAGCAAUGGCUGCCACUUACUCUGCUCUGAGCCAGAAGACCAGCCAGCCCGUGUUGGAGCCAGUGGCGGCGUCCAGUUUAGCUCAACGCCGAAGCAUGAAGAAACUCACCUCCACCGACAUGUAGUCCCCCAUAAAAACUCUAAAAACUACAACCUCAGAAUCUCAACAGGACUAAGCAGAUCUACACGAGCUCUGGCCAGUCGCACUUAUACAAAAUACUGUCUCCCUGAGUAUUUUUUUAACGUAUUUAUUAUUAUUGUUUUUGGACACGCCCUUCAUAUGCAUUCACACUGGACGAGGUUGCAUCAUGAAGAAGUCAGCUGAUUAUGACAUAUCUGUUACUGCUGCGGAGAGAGACGUGUGCAAACCCCACAUCAGUAAAUUAGAAUGUAUUAAAGGGGAAAGUGAAUUGUGUUUUGGUAGUGUGGUUCAAAGAUACAUUAGAGUAAUAGACGAAAAUGUUUCAAGCAUGUGUUCAUUUUAAUGGCAACGGGUAUUUAACAUUAUACAGUGAGUGAAACAGGGCUUAAAAAAUACUUUAUUGUAAUUCAGGUCUAAAAUGGGACUCGACUAGGUUCAAAAACAGGUCUUAAACCAGGAUUUAAAUUGCGAUCAAAUCUAGACUAAAGAGACGAAGACUAAACCAGGGCUAAACCAAAACUAAACCAGGUCAAAGCUAGGACUAAACCAGUUCAAAAAUGUGUCUAAAUCAGGACUAAAGCAAGUCCAAACCACAGUUAAACCAGGUCAAAGCUAGGACUAAGCCAGGUCUUAACAUGAUUAAACUGGAACUGAACCAUUUCUAAACCGGAACUAAAUCAGAAUUAAAACCAGAUUUAAGACAGGUCUAAACCAGGUUUAAACCAGGUCUAAACCAGGUCAAAGCUAAGAUUAAACCAAGUUCUAAUGUGACUGACUAGGACUAAACCAUGACUAAACCAGGUCAAAGCUAGUAUUAAACGUGGUCUUAGUAUUACUAAACCAGUACUAAACCAGGACUAAAACCAGGUCAAAGCUAGGUCUAACUCAUUUCUACAUGUUGGUGCUAAUUUCAGUUUUAACCUCCAUCAAACCAGGACUAAAACAGAACUGAAACUGACCCUACAAUAAAUUUAUUUGUGACUUGAACUCCUAAGUACGUAUAUGAAUAUUUUUUUAUAAGUUUUCAAAAGAUAUUUUAAAAUCUGAAUAUUUUAUUAGUGACUGAACAUUGAUUCCAUAUUCAUUCUAAAUAUCCCAUCACACUGAAACACAUGCUUGAAUGUUUUAUCCUUAUUUAUCUUGUCCGCAUAUCACUUUGAGCUACACUACUGACUCCAAUGGCGUUUCUCAUGUUUUAAUGUAUUGAUGUCGGGCUUAUUAUAGUUUAUUUCCACAGCUCUCAUAUGCACUUGGCCUCCUCGCCUUCUCGCCCUCUCUUCCUCUGGCCGGGGGAAGAUACGCACCAGCUGAUGUUUUUCCUUCACUGUGAUUGGCUGAUUCAAAGCUGCUUCAACAAACUGUGGACCCCCCUGAGACCCCCCACUGCUCUUCAUCGAUGUAUCUAAGCUUAAUAUUUCUUUUUUUUUUUUUUUUUUCCCCUCUUUCUAUGUGUACGUCAUUGCUUUUUUUGUUUUGUUUGUUUUUUUGUUUUUUUUUGUUGCUUUGCUCGCUUUUUUGAUGUAAGUGGGAGAGUGCUGGGAGGGUGGUGUAUUGACUUAAGAGGGGGGAAAUAUGACUGUUUAUUUUCUGAGGGCUUUUAAUAGAAGAUUAUAGAGUUUUGCCUAAAAGAAGAAAAAAAAAAAGUCCCCCAUGAUCAAAAAAAUACAUCGACCAGCACUUCUGUUUCAUUCACCAAUCAAGCAUAAUGUUAAGACCACUGACAAAUGAAAAAACAGUGUUAUUUUGUUAUUUUAAAUUUGCACAGUAUAUAUCAGACACAAGUUAACGUUUCAAAGUUGCUGUGUCGUAACAAGUAGGACGAACUUGGAUACUUGAAUACUUGAAUUUUGUCAGUCUGCAAAAAAGUUAAUAGGUAAUGUAAUAUCUUUUGCAGAGAAAUGAAUGUCCCUGUAGUAGUUUGUAGUAGUUGAUACUCUGGAGGUGGUUACCAUGGUGACACAAUACACAGACAUAAGAUAGUCUGAAAAAACACAAAAGGAUUUAAAAUGCUGAUUUUCAGGAGUGACAAACUGAAAAACUGUAGGCUUUUUUUUUUUUUUUUCCCUCUAACAUGAAAUCAUAAAAUUACAAAAUAUAACAUUACAUAUACCCAACUGAGGUCUUAAAUUUGCAAUUAAAGGUGCACUACGUAACUUCAGACGUGGAAGACUGGCUACUUGCUUGUCUCCAUGAAGAUAUGUGAAGUUAUUUUAUUUUAUUUUAUUUUUGCACGGAAUGGUCCACAGUAUGGGAUUAAACUUAUCUGCCGUGCAUGUAUUCAAAUACAGGUGUUUUAUAGCUCAAAUAUACCUUGAUAAACUUUAAUUCUUCUUAUGUGCAGGCUUGCUUCUCCAUAGAUCUUACCAGUAACUUGUCUCCAUUGUGAUUAACCAAGUUUAUUUCCAUAUUGUAUAACAUUCAACGCAAUUACAUCUCCAUGGAGACAAGCAGGCGGCAGAUCUUACACCAGAAACGUUACACAGUGCACCUUUAAGAUAAAAAAAAAAAAAAAAAAAAGCAAAACUGGGUCAGGUGAUUCAGGUGAAAUAAACUGAUAAAAUAGAAUUACAUCAGAAUACAGAGAUUGUUAGUUAGUUUUAUUAUUAUAAUGUAUGUUAAGUUGGUGGUCAUAAUCUUUUGCCUGAUUGGUGUAGAUGCAUGCAGGUGACCGCAUCAUUCUUUAAAAUUCCCCGUCAUGUUCACGUGUGAUGUUACAGUGUACUGAAUGUGAUUGCUGCAGAUGGACAAAGCUUAAAAAAAAUAAAGUGCUGAAAUGGCGCUAAUGUGAAGUAUUGAAGCUGUUUGCAAUGAAGAGCACGUGGGGGCGCUAUAGGGUCUUCGCAGGGGGGCAGGACGCACCCCUUUGAACCAGAGAAGCUGAUUUAUAAAUAUAUAUAUAUGUAUGUAUAUAUAUAUAAAAGACAUUUCCAUGGAUUCUCUUCAAAAAGACAUUGUGGAAAUUGUAUGAUAAUGUAUUUAUUUCAUUUGAUUUUUAAGAUUCUAUUUUUCUUUCAGGUUAUGUAUAUAUUGACAUUAAAGAUCAUUAUUGACAUGCA